UUUUGUUGCAGUUUCGUGUAUUGUGUGGUGUUUGUACAAAUAACUCACAAGUUUUAUUCAAGCAACCUUAAACGUUUACGAAUUACAGAAGGUUUACUUAUAGGGUACUAAGUUUGACAUAUCCAGGUAAAGACGUGACGUUCCACGACCAACAACUGACACAGCCCGUGUAUUCUAUUUACAAAGGUGGUGUUAAUGUUGCAGCAAGUUAUCCAGUAGCUGCAAGGAUGAAGGUUGCCAUUCGACUGGCACUGUAUGGAUGUGCAAACCGACCAUUUUACCAUAUAGUGGCCAUUCCUCACAGAAGGUCCAGGAAUGGGAGAGUCCUGGAGCAAAUUGGAUCAUUUGACCCUCUUCCAAAUCUGGAUAAUGAGAAGUUGGUGGCCAUUAAUUUUGAGAGACUGAGAUACUGGCUGGCUUCUGGGGCUGAACCAAGUCUGCCUAUGCAGAUAUUGCUAGGUUUGGCUGGUUUCUACCCACUUCAUCCCCGGACGAUCAUGGAGGGCAGACGACUGAGGCUAGCACAGAGUAUUGGAGUUGCUACUGAGCAAGCCUCAGAAGAGGUUAAAGAGACCAAAAGCUGAUAAAAUCUUGUUGAUUUGUGUGAAAUCAUAAAGACAAGUUGUUAAAGGCUGCAUUGUGUGAGGUGGUCAGAUACUCCAUUAUUGUGACAUUUUUCACAGGCAGACUUCCCACAGCUGCAUGAAUACUGAUUUGCCGUUUGCUGUAAGAACAUAGUGUGACUGUCUUUUGGAGUGAAAAUGUGUGUGUUACAGUCAUAAGAUUAAUUAUUUUGUAUCUGUCUUUAAUCACUUUAAUAGUUCCACUGUUCAGUUAUUCUGGUCAUUGUUUAUGGGUAGUUACAAAACAGAAUGCAGACAGAAUUUGAUCUGUAAAACCUUGGUACUUUUGACAUUGUGUUUCUGUCAUGUGUUGGACAAUAUAGCAGAUGUUGAUGGGAACAGGUUUACUUUUGUAUGAAAUGUUCUUAAAAUGAUCCAGUGUUUGAUAAAAGACCCUAUACCAACAACAAUUGUAAGAUUUGCAUGAACAGUGCUGUAUAAAGGUUAGAAAUGUGCGCAGAUAGGAGAAAAUCUUUGUAUGUAAAUAUUUUAAGAGGAACUAAAAACGUUUAUAAAAUGAUUCUGCUUUUUUUAAUGUUUUUUGGGGGUCAGGAGUUACAGUCUAUUGAGAAAAGGUCAAAAAUGUGUUUAUAUUGCAGUACCACAUCUGAAAAUGCUAGCCAUUUGUCCUUUCCAAAGCCAUUCUCUACAAGAUGUAUGAGUGGUGGAGAUUCAGCAAACAAAAACCUCUUCCACAUUAUUAAUUGGUUUUCAUGUUUGUCUGCCUUAUCUCUCGUAGCCAUAACAUUAACACUCGACCCAGUGGAUUAGCCUGUGAUUUGACUGCCUACCAUGCAUGUGCCUACCUGGUCAUAUUAGCUACUGUACAUGUUUACCAGAGAUCAUUCCUUAUUCCUGUAGCAAAGAGAGAAAAAACGUUGACGUAUUGGUAGAAAGUGAUCUCGUAUGAAUUUCUUUUUGUCACCAAGACCCGACCGACUCUACCACAGCCAACCAAGACAGUUCUGUAAUAAAAGAGUAAAGUUUCACUAAUGUUUCCC
This is a messenger RNA of Liolophura sinensis, 1624 nucleotides long. Its product is annotated as small ribosomal subunit protein bS16m-like. The transcript has 3 exons. Gene Ontology annotation, biological process: mitochondrial translation. Gene Ontology annotation, cellular component: ribosome; mitochondrial small ribosomal subunit. The coding region runs from base 228 to 584 and encodes 118 amino acids. The record is from RefSeq and is a predicted model, not a curated record. NCBI's taxonomy places the organism in Eukaryota, Metazoa, Mollusca, Polyplacophora, Chitonida, Chitonidae. Gene Ontology annotation, molecular function: structural constituent of ribosome.